GCAGCCUGGAGGGACAUGUCAAAGGUCACCCAGUGCCCUCAGGGCAUAUGGAAAGAGGACCAGAAUCACAGGAAGGUGACGUGCAUCGAGGUGGUGGAGGCGUACGUGGAGAGGAUCAAGGAGGUGAAUCCCCUCAUCAAUGCCGUGGUGAAAGACAGGUUUGAGGAGGCCCUGCAGGAAGCCCAGCAGGUCGAUAAGCUGCUUUCGGAGGGUCCUGGUGAUGACUGCCUGGAGGAGAAGUUCCCCUUGUUGGGGGUUCCCCUCACCGUUAAGGAGGCCUUUUCUCUCUACGGGAUGCCCAACACCUCUGGCUUGGUCAACCGCCGCAACGUGAUUGCCACCUCGGACGCCACGGUGGUGUCGCGGCUGAAGCAGGCAGGUGCCAUCCCGCUGGGCGUCACCAACUGCAGCGAACUCUGCAUGUGGUACGAGUCCAGCAACAGGGUCUACGGGCGGACCAACAACCCCUAUGACCUGCAGAGGAUUGUGGGCGGCAGCUCAGGUGGGGAGGGCAGUGUCCUGGCAGCUGCCUGCUCAGUCAUAGGUGUGGGCUCUGACAUCGGCGGCAGCAUCCGGAUGCCUGCCUUCUUCAAUGGAGUCUUUGGCCAUAAACCCACGACAGGGGUGGUGCCCAAUGAUGGCCAGUUCCCCAACGCCCUCGGCGUGCGGAGCAGCUUCCUGUGCACGGGGCCCAUGUGCCGCUACGCAGAGGACCUGGAGCCCGUGCUGAGAGUGAUGGCCGGUCCUGGGGUCAGCAAGCUGAAACUUAAUGAGAAAGUGUCGCUAGAGAAAAUCAAAUUCCACUGCAUGGAUCAUGACGGCGGGUCCGUUUUUGUAUCACCUGUAGACAAGGAGAUCUUGCAGGCCCAAAAGAAGGUGGUGGAGCACCUCGAAAGUGACCUUGGGGUCCAGGUUCAGCGUGUGGCAAUCCACAAGAUGAAGUAUUCUUUCCAGAUCUGGUCAGCCAUGAUGUCAUCCAAGGACAGCGAAGGGCAGGAGGCACAAAGAUUCACGGACCUGCUGGGAGACCACGGGAAGCCAGUGUGGCCGCUGUGGGAGCUGAUGAAGUGGCUCGUGGGGAUGUCUUCUCACACUCUCCCAGCUAUUGCCCUGGGACUGACAGAGAAGGUGGUGAACCUCAACCCUAGUGGGAAGGACAAGCUGGUGAGCAUGGGGAAGAGCCUACAGGAGGAGAUGGAGGCACUGCUGGGGCCGGACGGGGUGCUCCUGUACCCCUCACACCCCACCAUCGCCCCCAAGCACCACUCCCCCAUCUGCAUGCCCUUCAAUUUUGCCUACACAGCCAUCUUCAAUGUCCUGGGCCUGCCGGUGACACAGUGCCCGCUGGGGCUGGGCAGCGAGGGGCUGCCCCUGGGCAUCCAGCUGGUGGCAGCUGCCUACAAUGACCACUUGACGCUGGCAGUAGCCCGGUACCUGGAGAAAGCCUUCGGAGGAUGGGUUUUACCAGGGAAGGUUUAACCUCGGGAGGCAGGUGACAAGUGCUGAUCUUGUUCCCGUCAUGGCACUGCCUGCUCCCUCUUCGUCCCCCUGCACCCUGCUGGGAGUGGCUGGUGGUGCGUCCAGCCCAGGAACAGCUGGGCCAUUGCCACUGGAGUCCUCAUUCCUGUGGCACCUUUUGUAAGGGAGGGCCCUGCCUUUCCCAAACCCUUCAGGAACCCCAGUGCCACAGUGUGAGGAUGUCCUGCCUGCAGUGGGCACACACCCACCUUUUCCAGACCGUGGAGUUGGCCAGCUCUGUAACCCUUCUCCUUUCAAAACGCUGAGUGAGAGCUGGGCAGGGGACAUGCUUCCAGACUCCUGGGGGCAGCUGUGCAGCACCCCUCGGGGCUGCCUGGGCCUGGGGGGGUCCUUGGCCUGACCCUACCCACAGGGCUGGACUCUGCCUGCUGUACCCAGGCUUGCCAGCCCCCACAGUCCUCCCAAGCUUCUGCAGGCUUGCCCCCACCCUCGGACCAAAAAGGGAGAGAGGGGUUGAUGGGGCUGGAGGAGCCAUAGGCCUGCCUCGCCGGCAGCACUUUGUGGGGUGGUGGCUGCUGGGCUCUGCAGUGUGUGCAGCUGUCAGGCACAGCUGAGAGCAUUUCAGCACCGGUUCAAGCAUCUCCUGCUUGUGUCUUUCCCCUUCUCUCUGGGGGGGUCAUCCUGCCUGCCUGGCGUCUCCUGCUGCCUGUCCUGCUGAGCUGCCUGGGCACUGCCCCAGGGGCGGAUGUGGGCAGCAAUGUGAGGGGUUCGUCUGAGCAGGCAGCGAGCACAAGGUGUUCUCAUUGAGGGAAGUAUUAAAGAGCCUGUCCAGUGAA
Molecule: messenger RNA, 2315 nt
Organism: Sturnus vulgaris (Common starling)
Lineage: Eukaryota; Metazoa; Chordata; Aves; Passeriformes; Sturnidae
Source: RefSeq, a predicted model, not a curated record